UUUCAUCCAAUUAGCAUUUCGUUUCCCCCGACCUCGUGUCGAGAGAGUUGUAAGUCAAUAAUGGAGCAGUUAUUCUUAACAUUUAAGCCCCUUUUGCCAUUGGCCAAUGCUGUGUGUGCCACACAGGGCCAUAUCGGAGAGAGGCACUUCAACUCUCAACCAGUUAUCAACAAGAGGAGAGAGGGAGAGGAUGUCAUUCGCUCGCUCCCCGGCUUCCUCACUCGCGCCCGCUCUCUCUCUCUCUCUCUCAACUUUUUGUUUUUUUUCUCUGCGUUCACUUUUCUUGUUUUUAUUAGUGUCUGAACUCACUGAUGUUGAACGUCGUCUAAGAAUUUUUUCUGUUUAAUUGAUUUUCACAAUAGAGUUUGAUAAAUUAACUCAAAUUUCUUAAUAAAUUGGAAACCACUAAUUAAAAACCAUUGUACCCAUAAGGCAUUGAAGUAAUAUCAAAUGCACAACCAUGACGCCGGAUUACCGUCAGCCUAAGCAAAUGGAAAAGACCAUAACCUCAAAAACUGACUACAGUCACCAAGACUCCUGAAUAAAAUUUAUCAAUAAACUCCCGCCAUUGCGAGGCGAGUUGCCGCUGCAUAGUGCUGCCUACAGAUGGAACCACGCUGAGCUCUCGAACGCGAGAGAGACAAAAGAAGGGAAAACGGAAAGGAGAGAUUUAAUUAAGAAAAUGAUGGAAUCAGUCCAAACUUCGUCUGUUGCUCUGGCAAUCCUUCUCUUGAUAUUUUAUAUGCAAGACUUAUCCAGCGCUUUACAAAUCACGAAGAUCCAGGUGCCCAGCCACGUGGCCACGGGGGAAAGUGGGUCACUGGACUGUGACUUCACCGACGACGGAGACACCAUCUACGCCCUCAAGUGGUACUUGGGGCUCGACGAAUUCUACAGGUGGACCCCGGCGGAGAACCCCCAGGGGAAGACCUUUCCAGUUCUCGGGAAUCCGAUCGCCGUCGACCUGAAGUCCUCCCGGAAGGGCAAAGUGAGGUUCCACCACGUCACCCUCGAGGCUUCGGGCGUCUACCGCUGCGAAGUGUCGGCGGAGGCGCCCUCCUUUCACACCGAGUCGGCUGUCGCCACCAUGACAGUUGUAGAUUUACCUGACGGCAAGCCUCAGAUACGAGGUGUUCGACCGAGCUACCAACUCAGAGACGAGGUGAUCCUGAAUUGUUCGUCCUCGCUAUCCCAGCCGGCUGCAAAACUCAAGUUUUACAUAAACGACGAGCAGGCAGAUCCUCUAUGGAUCCACCCCUACAACGCGAUAGAGGAUUCCUUCACCGGCCUCGAGACCUCGGUCCUCGGCCUGAGGUUUCCCCUGUGGCCGAGGCUCCUCCGUCAGGGCAUGGUGAGCGUCAAGUGCACUGCGGAAAUCCUCAACCUCUACUGGGACUCCAGCGAGGCCUUCAUCCUCGUCGACAUCCCGUUCCACGCCUCCAUCAUGGAAGGUCGGGCUUCGGGAGCCGCAGGCAACAAAACGACCCAGAUGACGCAAGUGGUGGCAGCAAUGGCAGCGUUGAUAUUCCUCUGUUUGCUGCUAUAAAGCAUUGACACCCCCCUUUCCAAAUGUGUAGCGGCAGCAACAGAAGCAUCGGUAGCCCCGACGGGCCAAAACGCUCUGGCAAAAACCCAAAACAUUUCGGCAACUGCCGAAUCAUUGUUGAAAAACUGCAACACACACAUGGUCCUCAGGCGGAAAUGAUGAAGUGGACAUCCCGUGUGCGCGCGCGUGUUUGUGUUGACGUUAUCGCUGGAUGUUAAACAGCCGAACAGAAAACAGCAUUACAUAUGCUGUUUUAGAUCGCAUGAACGUUUCCAAUGAUGUAAAAUGUAUUUAAUCGUCAUUGCAGCGUUAAAUACGCGCAUUCGUGCAUGACGCAGAUCAAUGGGAAAACUAAUACGGGACAACUUUUUGUUUUUCCGUGUACAUUAUUCGUAGAGGAAACAAUUGACCUUUUAUUCCAUUCGAACGAGAGCGCUAGUUAAAUAGAUGAGUUGAUUGAUUGACUCUCUCUGGACCUGCUGGGUGAUAGAGCGGAAGUUCAUUUUUCUGAAAAACGGCCAUGAAUAAAAAAAAAUUCUAAAUAAGUGGUGUUAGCAAAAGAAAUAAUACAAAUAAUAAGGACGUCAUAAAAAAUCUAAAUAAGUGAUGUGGGCAAAGGAUAUAAUGAACAAUAAGAAUGCCUUAAGAAACUUGACACAAAGAAAAAACACAGAAGUGAAGAAUGAAAGAAUCUUAACUGGUGAAACGGGCAAGAGACGCGAUGAAUAAAUGAUCUAACAAGAAAUAUGGGAAAAGGCACAAAAUUACGGUGAAGUUCGAUGAACCAAUCCAAAUGAUUAAGAGAAAAUUUGCAAGCGGUCCGAAAAAUAAACAGAUACACGAAAACAAAAGUUAAACCCUGUUUUUAUUUUUUUUGUCUACCGAAAAAAACAACAACACUGCAAUACUCAAAAGGCAUAUGAAAAAAGCCUUUCAACACUAAAGUGUAAAUAUUUACCAGUGUAAAACAUAACCCUAAGAGCGUCUGUACUUGGAACGCAUUACAGGAGAGUCAAGAACAAACAUUACACUUCAUAAAUGAUGACGAGUCCGCGUUCCUUGGACUGUUGAAUAUAAACAAACAGUCUCGAAGGAGCUGAGAUUGCUUCCCCUUUGUUUGUGAUGUUAUUUACAAAUAAAUA
Messenger RNA from Macrobrachium nipponense, 2688 nucleotides. RefSeq lists its product as uncharacterized. Lineage: Eukaryota; Metazoa; Arthropoda; Malacostraca; Decapoda; Palaemonidae. The record is from RefSeq and is a predicted model, not a curated record. The transcript has 5 exons. Bases 683 to 1546 code for a protein of 287 amino acids.